AGCACGGGCAGCAUAGACUCUGCUGCUGCCGCCUGAGAUGGCAGGGGAGCAGCGGGCAGGAGGGAAAGGAGAGGCCGGGGAUCCGCCCGAGGCCCCCGUACGUGUCCUGCAGAGCCUGCGAGUGAAGAUCUGUGAGGCCAAAAAUCUGCUGCCUUAUCCAGGACCAAACAAGAUGAGAGAUUGCUUCUGCACGGUUAAUCUGGACCAGGAAGAGAUCUUUAGGACCAGUGUUGUUGAAAAGUCUCUCAACCCGUUUUAUGGAGAAGAUUUUUACUUUGAAAUUCCAAGAACAUUCCACAAUUUAUCCUUUUACAUUUACGAUAAAAGUCUUUUACAGCGAGACCUUCGAAUAGGAAAGGUUGCCAUAAAGAGAGAGGAUUUGUGCAGGUACUAUGGUAAAGAGCCCUGGUUUCCACUUCAGCCCAUAGAUUCUAACUCAGAAGUACAGGGAAAAGUCCACCUGGAGCUGAAGCUAAAUGAGCUGAUUACUGACAAUGGAUCCGUGCAGCAGCUUAUGGUACAUAUUGUAGAAUGUGAGGGGCUACCUCUAGUGAAUGGGCAGAGCUGCGAUCCAUAUGCUUCUGUGUCUCUUGUUGGACCAGCUAGAAUUGACCAGAAGAAAACCAAAGUGAAGAAGAAAACGAGUAAUCCACAAUUUAAUGAGAAAUUCUACUUUGAGGUGACGAGGUCAAGCAGCUACACUAAGAAGUCCCAGUUUCAAGUAGAGGAAGAAGAUAUUGAGAAACUUGAAGUAAGAGUUGACCUGUGGAACAAUGGAAAUCUUGCUCAGGAUGUGUUUCUUGGAGAGAUAAGAAUUCCAGUGAGAGUACUGAGGAGCGACUCGUCCCACCAGGCCUGGUAUCUGCUCCAGCCCAAGGACAAUGGCAGCAAAUCAUCAAAGUAUGAUGAUCUGGGAUCGCUGAGGCUAAGCAUCUGUUAUACAGAAGACUACGUGCUGCCUUCAAAUUUCUAUAACCCACUUAAAACCCUGAUGAUGAAAUCACCCGAUGUUCAGCCCAUCACUGCCUCGGCUGCCUUCAUCCUGGGAGAGAUUUGUAGAGACAAGAAUGAUGCCAUCCUCCCUUUAGUCCGGCUCCUUCUUCACCAUCAGAAAUUAGUCCCCUUUGUGACGACUAUUGCACAGCUCGACCUGAACGACACUCAAGAAGCCAAUACAAUCUUCAGGGGGAACUCUUUGGCCACUCGUUGUAUGGAUGAGACCAUGAAGAUUGUUGGAAACCAUUAUCUGAAAGUAACCUUGAAGAAUGUCAUAGAUGAGAUAUGUGAAUCUCCCAAGCCCUGUGAGAUAGACCCCAACCGACUGAGGGAAGGGGACAAUAUCGACAAUCACAAGGAAAAUCUAAGAAAUUAUGUGGACAAGGUGUUCUCAUGUAUAGUGAAAUCCAGCAUGAGCUGCCCCACCGUGAUGUGUGACCUGUUCUCCUCACUACGACACAUGGCUGUUAGACAUUUCCCUAAUGACCGCCAUGUACAGUACUCAGCUGUCAGCAGUUUUGUCUUCUUGCGAUUCUUUGCUGUGGCUGUUGUGUCUCCUCAUAUCUUCCAUUUGAGAUUCCACCACCCAGACACACAGACAUCUCGGGUGUUGACACUCAUAUCAAAAACCAUUCAGACUCUGGGAAGUGUUGGCAGUUUGUCAAAAAAUAAAACUUCCAGCUUCAAAGAACCAUUCAUGUGUGAUUUCUACAAGAUGUUCGAGGAAGAAACCUACACAGCAGAUGUCAAAAAGUUUUUAGAGGAAAUUUCCUCCACUGAAAGUAAAGAGCCAAGUGGAAUGAGUGAAUCAGUCAUACUUAAAGAAGGUGAGAUGUACAAGCGAGCUCAGGGGCGCACUCGGAUGGUAAAGAAGAGCUUCAAUAAGAGAUGGUUUUCUCUAACAAGUCGAGAGUUUACCUACCACAAACAUAAAGAUAAAGAGCCAGUCUUCCGCAUCCCUAUUAAAAGUAUCCUGGCUGUUGAGAAGCUGGAUGAAAGUGCCUUCAGUAAAAAUAAUAUGUUCCAGGUGAUUUAUGGUGAUAGGCCCCUGUAUAUACACGCCAGUAACUGUGUUGAAGCCAAUGAAUGGAUAGAGGUGUUGGGCAGAGUGAACAGACGAAAUCUUAGAAGACUCAGCAAAUACCACCCAUCUGCUUUUAUAAAUGGGACCUGGCUGUGCUGCAAGGCAUCUUCCGAGAGCACUGAAGGCUGCAGCCCCUGUACUGUAGGUGCUCCAGCUGACGUGGCGCUAGAUAUAGAUGGAGAUCGCGAAUGUGAAAAGAUCUAUUCUCUGUUUAGCACAAACAUGUCAAAACUGCAGACGAUGGAAGAGACCUGUGCGAGCAUGGCUGUGUAUCAGGGCCCACAGGAACACAGUGAUUGUCACUUCACUAUAGAGGAUUCGGUGGAAACUUUCAAGACCCUCCAGCAGAUUAAAGCCAUCGUGGAGAGGCUGAAUGAACCUCACGAUGAACACAAGAAAGGGUCUACCAGUGCAAAGUAUGGCAGCCAAGAGAAUCCAAUUGUGGGAAAAGGAUCAUAGCAUCAUGGUCAUCUAGAACUGGAAGAAAGCCUUGCCAGAAGACCAUUUGGAGCUUUGUGACCACUUGGCCGGAUCCUCUCAAAUUUUCAUUAUAGGAAAACUUUCAAUGACAUUUGGAUGUCGUGGCUGAAAGUAGGGAAGAGUGAUGAGGUGCCAGUAUCUUACAUCAGCCAGGGAUAACGGGAAUACAUGUGAUGACCUUCAUACUGCGGGCAGUACUUUGCAUAGUACAGAUACUGCCUUUAAUUUCUCAAGUCACAUUCCCCGGGGGUCGCACUUAGUGUAUUCCUGGCCUGGCUACGGUGAUCUAGCUGUGUUAGGACACACCACUCAAUGGAAAAUCGGAUAUCCGUCAAGUGUGCUCAGCACUGUGCAAUUAUACGAGGUUCUGUCAAAACCUUGGGGCACACUGGAGGAAAAGAGUUACCAGUUUAAGAAGACAUGUGGCAGAGUAAUAGUGGAGGAAUCGGUGAAGUAACCACACUAGACUUUAACACCCGUCUCAGAACUAAGCGAAUCAGGGACUGGUUUCUUUUAGACGGUACAAAUUGUUUUGAUUGAGUUUUUUUUUCUUUUGUUUAAUUUUCUUUCUUUUCCUUUUUUUUUUUUUUACUGAAAACAUUCGGGUAAACCCAGUAAAACUGUACCAGCCCAGUGCCACAAAGUUGAUGCUUCAUAACCAUACGUGAAUUUAUGGAUUAACUUGGCCCUUGUAUAAUUUAGGGAGAUAUAUUCACCACCACUAGCAACAGGCUACUGGGAGAUUCUCUAAGGGACACAAGAGGCCUCUAGAACGUCACUGAGGUUUCCUGUGGUACUUGGUAGUGGUAGAUCUUUCUGAAGACCUCAAUACUAAAUACAUGUGAGGUGGAGAGUAUUUGAACAGAUGAAAUUGGGCAUAUUUUUUAUAGUUUUAAUUAGGUUAUCAGAAGAAUGUCAGUAUUUAAUACAUAUACAUCCUAAUCAAAAGCCGUGCUCUGUAACCAGGACACUCAGAAUGUAAAAGUUACAUUUUUGUGUGUAAAGGUGUGUCUUUCCUUACUUUUUUCCUUGGGUCAACAUAUCCUGAAAUAUCAGUAGUAAUAAGUUAGAGCAACAUGAUCUGAUUGGCUUUCACAAUAAGAAUACCUUGUACAAGGAAUCUGGCAUUAAGUACUGGUGACUCAUGCUUCAGUCAGCAUAAUCAGUUUGAAGCAUGAGUCACAAGUACUUAAUGAUGGAGAUUACUUGUACACUAUUACUACUGAUAUACCAUGACCUGGAUGAAUGAGAACCUUCACAGACAGAUUCUGAAAUGUGUUGGAAAGGUCAACAACUAAAAAAAAAUGAUUUUGUGGUAUUGUGUCACGACUUGUCUAUCCUAUAUUUGUCUGUGUAUGAACACCCAGUGGUUGUGAUGGGACUUGCAGCCUGUCAAGGGGUUUCUCAGCAUGUAGCAACUGACAUUUGUUUUAUGAGAAAUUCAAAGGUAAGGAUGGACACAUCUGAAGGUUGACAUGGCAUUAAACACAAGCAUGUACUUUGCAGUAGUCCUCUCCACUAUUUGGGAGAGUCUAUACAACGGGCACCGUGUGUGGCAUAUACUUGCAUUCCUUGCUCAUUUAAAUGCUUGGGGCUGAACACUAGCUGGCCACGGGCCAUUGUCCUUCAUGCUGAUUAGUAUUGCAGCCUCAGUUUAGUGCAGAAUUACUCUGCAUUCACUAAAAUAUAAAGGCAGCUCCGAAUGUGCAGAGCUGGCAUAGAAAGGGUUUAUAUACCCGCUGCCAUCUUUGUGAUUGCCACUAAGUGCCAUAGCCGGAAGCAGGAGUAUGGAAAGGGUAUCUAUUUAUUCAUGGAGGUCUCCCUUAUGAGCCUGCCCCCAGAAAAUAUUGCCUGAAGUGCAGGUGGCGUUUUAUCUCAUAGCACCAUACCUGGUGUAUGAGAGGCUUUGCACAGAAUCCUAGCACAGAGCAUCCAUCUUUGGCAGGCAUGUUUUACUCUCCCUCCAACUUUUUUUUUCUUUUCUUUUUUUAAUUCCCUCCAGAGAUUUUUAGAAAUUGUUAAAGGAUCUGAUCCUGCACCAGUUGUCUUCAGAAUAGGAAUGGCCUACUCAAGGCAGCCACUUUCCCUACCACUCUGAGCACUUUAGUAAUCUGCUGUGGUCGGAUUACAUGUGUCUUUUUGUUUUCUUUUUAAUAUAAGAUGCAUAAUGUAUCAAGUUGUUUUCUUCGUUAAGAUCAGUUCCAUGAUCAAUGCUGUAAUUUCUUUAAUGAUAAAAAAAAAAAAAUACAUUGGAAAAAAAAGUUUUAUGAAAUGUUUAGAAGACCAAAGAUGAUUUAUAAUCUUUCUGUAUAUAUUUAUUUUUAAGUCUUGCUUUCAUUGUGGAAAAGAUAUGAGGUUUGCUUUUGUCAGUAUUAUAAAGAAAAAACAGGUACUGCUUUACUCUGCCUUGUCUUGGAAAUGAGUGAUGAAGCUUUUUUUUUCACCCUGGAUAAACAGGUCCUUUUUCUGGAACCACCAGGUUUUGCACUGUUUUGGUGGAAAGUAUUCCAAAGUCCAAACCGGACAGAAUUUUCAUUUGGUCUCCCAAAAAGAUUUCUAGGACCAGGGGUCCCUCCUCUGUUGCAUCGUAUGAUUGAUUCUGUUUUUUAUUUGCACACAGAAAAAUGUAUGUGGACAUGUGACAAUAAGGGUACGGCCCGACAGUGUGUUUUGACCACAUGCUACCAAGCAGCACCGACCCAUGUGCAGCCAUUGACUGCCGCUUGGCCUCGUCCAGCCAUCUGCACCAUAGGGCCGUACCCUAAUGUGCUCAGUCUGUAACCUUACUACAGAAGAGAAAACCCAGAUUUAAAGGAUGUAUCCAUUUUUUUGCAUUUUUUUUUUUUUUCUUUUACUUAUAUGCAAAGUGAAGUAAUUUUACAAAUAGCCUUAAAGGGGUUGACCUAUCUGGGACAUUGAUGGCAUAUCGCUAGGAUAUGCCAUCACCUGGGGUCCCGUAUCAACCUCCAGAAUGAGACUCCCAUGCACGGCGUUGGGUUGCUCGGCUGUUUUUGGAUGUCCCAUAGUGGUGAAUGGAGAGUGCACCACCCAAACACGGUCACAUUUCCAUUCACCACUAUGGGACUGCCGGAAGUGGCCAAGCCAGCGCUAGGUUAUUUUUGGAACGCUCAUAGCGGGUGGCCGUGCUUACUUGGUAUGCUCUCCGUUCAGUUUGAGGGUGCCAUUCAGGAGGUAGGUGCAGGUCCGACCUCCUAGCACUGUGCCAUCAGUGGGACAGCCCCUUCAAACCAAAUUUGUCUAAUAAAUCUUCACAGCUUGCAUGCUUGUCUCCUCAUAGUUGCAGGCUACAAACAAACCUCAUCUAGUAUGAUCUUGCAGUCAUGUGUUAAGGGGGAUUUAUAUGGCCCGGUUGUCAGCCAGAUUAUCGUGAACGAAUGUUCCUGCAAAAGCUCAUUCCUGACAAUCUUCCUAUGUAAAUGUUCGCCAAUCACCCGAUGAACGAGUGAAACGCUCAUUCAUCGGGUGAUCCUGCCGUUCGUGCAGGUACAUCAAUUAUCUUUCUGGGCAGCAGAUCAUACAGUCUAAACAGCGAUCUGCCCAGAAACGGUGCAGCUGUAUGAGGACGAGCGAUCGCAAUAGCCAUCCAUCGUCCUCCUACAGUGAAGGAGAUCACUGCAUGCAGCAGUCUCCUUCACUGAACGAGCAGCUGCCCCUCAGCCAGUGAAACCCAUCUGCCCCCUUUCCAGGUUCUCUAGGCUAGCAAGAUAUGAGGGGAGAUGGAAGAGACAUGACUGCAGGAUCAGACGAAAACUUAUUUGCUAGUUUAGAUGCAGUGAGCAAAAAAAUGGCAGUAAAAGUAUACUGUACAUAUAAUUAACUUGCAUGUCAAAAGGUUGUCCCCAUCUCCUAAAGAAAUGACGUGUCUCUAGCAGUAAAGGGGAUGCAAUGCUGAAUCUGUGCUGCAGUCCCUUCAUUCUCAGGAUCAGUAGGGGUCCCAGCAUACACCAUGGGAACACCCUUUAAUUAUGCUCUCAAAAUACAGUAUACAUACAUUUUGUCUACAGAGCCAUAUAUCAAUCGAAUAAUCUCAGCAUUACUUGCACUGGUAAAUUCUCCUGACCGUGCCGUGAUAUUGCGUGAAUUGGCCAAAUUAUUGGUAUUUUUCUAUGAACAUCCACCUAAGUAGACUGCACAAUCCUUCAGAUAAUACAGGCAGGAAAAUGAGCUAUUGUCCACAGUGGAGCCGCCCAGACCAGCCCUAACGUCUAACCUUUGAGGUCACUACUGAUGGAGAGGUCCACAGGUAUGUUCUGGUAGCCGCCUGUACAGGUUAGAUCUCAUUGGUUGACAGAACCUGAAUAGGAAUGCACUCCCUGCAGAAACAGACUGCACAGGGACACCUUGUACAGGUUCCCAAGCAGUUCACAACAACUUCUUCCUGAGCGUCCUACCAGAACACACCGGUGAAUCCCCAUGACACAUUAUGGCUGAGGUGGACACCUUCAAUGUGCACCAUAGCUGUAUUUUCAGCUUUUUGCUCAUUUUAAAUAGGUAUUUUUAUAUUAUUUUUUUAUUCUAUUCUGUAGUCUCAUUAUGGUUAAAAAUGAACAAAAUAGGAUUGCAAACUCUGAAAUCAAACCUUCCAUUAAGCCACUACUGUAAAGUUAUGGUUGAACUACUCUUCCCAUCUUGCUGUGGCAUUUUCCCCUUAUUUGUCACAGGUUGGGAACUGUAAUCCGUUCGGUAGUCCUAUGGGCCAUGUGUGUGUCUCCAGCCGCUGAACUGCAAGGUCCAACAUGGGGCGAGAUGUCGUUCCACAGUCUGCUUACCAGCCGGGCAUAGACUUGUGUGCGUGCAUGGUCCACAUACGGUUACCUAUUUAUAUAAUGUAACGCAGACUUAAGCAUCAGAACAAUCACUUUCUUAUACGUGUGAACAGGGUAUCUUUUUUUAUUUAGACCAAUGUGGCAUUGCACAGAGUGAUUCUUCCUAUUUGUUCAGUAAUAUUUCCAUUUUAGCUUUCUGUUGCUGAAAGGGUUAAUAAGAAAGCUCCUGAUGCCCUCAGAGAGGCAGAUCUUCUGCCCUGAGCUCGGGCGCUGCCAGUUCCUGGGACUGAGAGCUCAUCAUUUUCCCACAUUUGCUUUUUUUGUAAAGCUUCUUCUCAUCUCGCUGUGAAGUCUAGCUCUGUCUAUUAACCUUGAGAAGUCGUGGAAAUGUUUAUUUUAAUGAAAAACAGUUUUAUUUUCUCAUCCACCGUAUUUUCAUGUUUUGCUCAUUUUUUUAUGUUUCUUUUUGUAAACUACUGGUUGGAGAAGAACCUCUACUGAAUAAAAUGUCAGAAAUGGAAGCUGAA
Bufo bufo (common toad) is the source of this 7874-nucleotide messenger RNA. RefSeq names its product RAS p21 protein activator 2 (gene RASA2). The record is from RefSeq and is a predicted model, not a curated record. The coding region runs from base 38 to 2539 and encodes 833 amino acids. Gene Ontology annotation, biological process: intracellular signal transduction; regulation of GTPase activity. The transcript has 24 exons. Lineage: Eukaryota; Metazoa; Chordata; Amphibia; Anura; Bufonidae.